AUGGCCGGUGCCCACGACGGACAGCGGCAUGUGGGGAGGGCAAUCCAAUCGGCUCUUGAUGCUACUCUCGAUGCCGGCCAGACCCCGCUGCGAUACCCAGUCCUGCCCCUCUGCACGAGAAGCAUCGGGCUUCGGGAGAAGGGAUGUCGUCCUGCAGGAAUGAGAUCCAGACACGAGGAGGCGCAGGCGAGAAAACCUCCAGGGCCACACCUCACAGUCUCAGACCAUGGUCGUGAGAUGGAAAGUCCUGGGCAGUCGAAAGAUUCGGAGAACUACCGAGGCAGGUUGAGAUUUGCACCAACUAUCGCUGGUGAUGUGCAGUAA
This is a messenger RNA of Mytilinidion resinicola, 324 nucleotides long. RefSeq lists its product as uncharacterized. The coding region runs from base 1 to 324 and encodes 107 amino acids. The transcript has 2 exons. The record is from RefSeq and is a predicted model, not a curated record. NCBI's taxonomy places the organism in Eukaryota, Fungi, Ascomycota, Dothideomycetes, Mytilinidiales, Mytilinidiaceae.